Thyridium curvatum is the source of this 939-nucleotide messenger RNA. RefSeq lists its product as uncharacterized. The transcript has a single exon. The coding region runs from base 1 to 939 and encodes 312 amino acids. The record is from RefSeq and is a predicted model, not a curated record. Lineage: Eukaryota; Fungi; Ascomycota; Sordariomycetes; Thyridiales; Thyridiaceae.
AUGUCCGAGGCAGAUGGCGCAAAGGACGUGUCCAGCACUCCCAACGCGACGCACAACGACCAGACCAAGGAAUCUCGGCCGGACAGUAUCAUCUACGACGACCCUCCUGAGGAGGAGAUUAUAGACGACGAGGCGGACAGUUCACGUUCACGACAGAAGAACCACACCAACAAGAGCAGCAAUAAUGGCAGGAAAGAUGCGCCGGGAAACUCGCAGGAGAGAGAGAAGAGCCCGGCGUACGUCGCGCCCAUCCCCAAGAUUGGCAAGAUCCCACCCGUAGAGAAGCCUUCUCCGCACGACCCGACCAUCUCGUCCGCCGGGCGGCCUUUUAUACCUAAAGAUGUCAUGACCAAGCUCGUGGGCAAGAAGAUUGACGAGUACGGCGAUGUGGUGGACACGGACGAGGACGGAACAGUCCUCGGCCGGGUCGAGGGUGAUCUACCCUCGAUGGUCGGGAGAACGGUCGCUAAUGAGCGCGGCGACGUGCACGACGAGGACGGCGAGCUCCUGGGGUAUGUCGCAGAGGUGGAAGGGUACAAGGUGGGAGCGGGCAAAGAUGCGUCCGAGACGGAGAGCAUGGACGAGUUCAUGGGCCGGCAGAAAGGCGCGUUCCGGGUCGACGGAGACGGGAACAUACUCGAUGACAGCGGGAAUAUAGUCGGUAGCUUCCACGACAACCUGCGGAUGCCGCCCAAGGAGAAGAAGGAGGAACCCGGGAAGAAUUCAUCGUCCGGCGACGGGCAGAACAAGCCGUCGGGCUCGUCCCAGGGGCCUCCCUCCUCUGGACAGCAGAGGGAGAAUGCCCAGAGCCACAGGAAGGAGGACAGCCCGUCCGAUAUCUUCCUCGACGUCAAGUCGACCACGGAAGGCAUCCAGCUGACGAUCCGGAUCCCGACGGUGUUCGCCGGCGGGACCCAGCCCCGGGUCUCAUUCUCAUGA